GGUCGCACCAAGCCGGAGGAGGUCGUACCGUCCCUGCACAAAAAAAAAGUUCGAGGGAAAAAAGGGAGUAGAGUACAUAGUUGUCGAAAACGACCUACGGGGCGUCUUUCUGUUUUCUCAUUGUCAGACUGGCACUUGACAACUUUUCGACAGCGGUCAUGUCGUGAGAUGACCGAUCGGAUAUCACACGGUUUAUGACGGGAAGAGAUGGAUACAACGGCGGUCGUCAGAUGGGAAUAAGUUGGAAAAGUACGAAACAAAAAUGGAGAGAACAGCUGAGUGACUAGAGUGGGGUGAGGAGGCUGGCUUUGGCAGGAUCCGGAGUCCUACCCUGUUGCCCCCGCUGUCGUGUGUAGGCUAAACCUCUGAGCUAGUGUAUUAGCACACUUAGUGAGCCGACUACUUCCAAUUAAUUUUGAGAACCUACUUUCAUUUCAAGAAGAUCUUUCUCCAAAACAUCCCAAUCUGUAUAUUAUUAAUUCAGGAAAGACCGCACCAAUUAUUCAAUGGAUGAGGGUUAUGUUACAUGUGAAACGCCUUUCUAUAGCUCCGGCAUAGACUUGAGACAUCACUGAAGACUAUGGUGGGCCAAAUGGGGAUGCCCUAGUUGGUCUCAUCAUCCCUGCUAGCUCCUCCAAGCUGCUGGAUUCACCAUCUCCAUCACCAGGUGGUGUAUGCCACCAGGUGUACAAGCAAAUAUAUAAAAGUUGGCUUCAACUUGGAUGACAGAAUACAGUUAUAGACAUGUACUAAAUCAAGUCUGACUAUCAUUAACCCUUUGACUCUGAACACGGCUGCUCUUAAGGGUGGUCUAUGAGCGCUGACUUCCCUGUGCCUGAGGUGUGAUGCCACCCUGUUUUGAUGGGUGUGAGUGUCAGCGGCUCUUUUCAAGGACCUCACUGCUCUGGGUGCAGCCAUUAGAUGUUGCCCGCCCCCGCUCGCUUGAGUCCAGUGUUGCGGUGAUGACGCAGGGCUGCUGGUGGCCCGUCUGGUUGGCUGGGCAGCAGCCUGAGGUGAUGUGAUGGGGUGCAAGAACAGCAAAGUCCUCCCUGAACCUCCGGGAGAUGUUCAGCUGGACUUGGUCAAAAAGGUGGACCCUCCCCACCCGCCUCAGACAGACCUCUAUAAACAUUUCAUCCGAGGGGACGGAACGGGCAGCAAGAUGGGGGGAGGGGCUGAAAAGGCAGACCCCGCCUCCCCCUGUCAGGCGCAAGCAGCCAUGCCUAACGGAUCCGCCCAACCUCCAAACGCCCAAUCGGACCCGACGGACCCCCAGCGGAAGAAAGUGGCCAAGUACCGCGCCAAGUUCGACCCCCGGGUCACGGCCAAGUACGACAUCAAGGCCCUGAUUGGCCGCGGCAGCUUCAGCCGUGUGGUGCGGGUGGAGCACAAGAGCACGCGGCAGCCCUACGCCAUCAAGAUGAUCGAGACGCGCUUCCGCGAGGGCCGGGAGGUGUGCGAGUCGGAGCUGUGCGUGCUGCGCCGCGUGCGCCACACCAACAUCAUCCAGCUGAUGGAGGUGUUCGAGACGGCGGAGCGGGUCUACAUGGUGAUGGAGCUGGCCACGGGCGGCGAGCUGUUCGACCGCAUCAUCGCCCGCGGCUCCUUCACGGAGCGCGACGCCACGCGCGUGCUGCAGAUGGUCCUGGACGGCGUCAAGUACCUGCACACGCUGGGCAUCACCCACCGGGACCUGAAGCCCGAGAACCUGCUGUACUACCACCCCGGCGCCGACUCCAAGAUCAUCAUCACCGACUUCGGCCUGGCCAGCAGCCGCAAGAAGGGGGACGAGUGCCUGAUGAAGACCACCUGCGGCACGCCCGAGUACAUCGCCCCGGAGAUCCUGGUGCGGAAGCCCUACACCAACGCGGUGGACAUGUGGGCUCUGGGCGUCAUCUCCUACAUCCUGCUGAGUGGGACCAUGCCCUUCGAAGACGACAACCGCAUGCGGCUCUACCGGCAGAUCCUCAAGGGCAAAUACAGCUUCUCUGGAGAGCCGUGGCCCAGCGUGUCCAACCUGGCCAAGGACUUUGUGGAGCGCGUGCUGACGGUGGACCCCAGCGAGCGGCUGACCGCCGGCCAGGCCCUCAAGCACCCCUGGGUGGUGAGCAUGGCGGCCUGCUCCUCCAUGAAGAACCUGCAGCGCUCCAUCUCCCAGAACCUGCUGAAGCGAGCCUCGUCGCGCUGCCACAGCACCAAGUCGGCCCAGUCCACGCGCUCCAGCCGCUCCACCAAGUCCAACAAGGCCCGGCGCGCCCGCGAGAAGGAGCUCCGGGAGCUCAACCGCCGCUACCAGCAGCAGUACAACGGAUGACACCUAAGCCGCCUCGCCCUUCGCUGCGGCUCCUGCCUGUGUAGGCUCCUGUCUGGGGCAGUACUUUCACAGGGAUCGCUGCAGCUUAAAGUUGCGGUGUCCAGCGUCCCCCAAAGCCAUCGCCAUUGCCCAAUAGGCCGGGGGCUGUGAAGAUAAUAUAUGAAUUGAAGCCGAUGUAUUUAGAUUGACCCGUCAAUGGGGUUGUGACUCACUGUUGCCGGUAGCAAUGCGAGCAUCAUGCGUGACUCCCGGUGGAAGUGUACAGUACGGGCAGCAUGGAGGCGGUGUGAUGCAUUAUUUUGGUGAGGAGCUCGUGGACUAUAAUGGCAGAACGUGUCCCUUCCAGGUGGUGUAACCACCACAACAGCACUGGGAGAAACAUGGAGAACCUUUGGCUGCAUCCCAUUCUGUGUCUCUCAUUCAUCCCCCCCAAGGCUGAGGUAGACACGCUUCUCUACUCCCCCACAUGUCCUCCUCCUCACCUGUUCCUCCUCCUGCUGUCCUCCUCUUCACCUCCUAUUCCUGGCCUCCUCCUGUGCUGCCUGUGCCUCUGCAUAUUUAUUUAUUAUUACUGACCUUACUAUUGGUUUCCGUUCAAGCGGUCACUGGAUGAUGGCCGUCUAUGAUAAUCUGUUGAACAGAAUUCUUGGUACUGUGGUAGGUAGAAAAGGGUUGCCUUUUUAUGAAGAGGACUGAAAACUGCUUUUCUUGUUCAUUUCAUUGUUGAAAGAAAAUUGCUGUGAAAUAAUUAUUGUGCGACUUGAACAGAUGGACAAGUACAGCCAAACUUUAUCUGAAGAGCUGGGAGACCCAGCCCACUGCAACAACUUGGAUAUUGUUGAAGGCCAACAUUCAAAUACAUACGAUCCAUCAGGACUCAUGCCUAAGCUUUUCAUAUCUUGCGUUUUGCUCCAUUCAAAUAACACAACUGCAGCUGGCUAAAACUUGGUAUAUUGUGAAUCUUAUGUUAUUUUUUUCCGCCUACAUGUCAUUGUUUAGUUUUUACUUCAAUCAGCAUUUCCCAUUGAGAAGCCGUUCAGAAUAACAGGAGGGCAACCACAGUUUCAAUUGGUCCUACCAAAGAUAUUUUUACGAUGAGAAUAAACAGUCGAUGGCUAUGUUCGAUGGCUGGUUUAUCAAAGCAGCGCAUACUUCUUAGCUGGAGUCUUCUAACAUGUCCUACUAGGUGCAUUAGAUCUGUUUAACAGAACCCUAGUAUAUUGUACGUCCCCUGCACAUAUUGUGGUCUCAUCAAUAUAAAAGGAUAUGCCGUCCGUCUCACUGCACUCUCUGAGUUGGUGUUAAGAGUCCUGCGGUUUAAUUGUGUUUUUGUAUGCUCUUCUUGCCUGUGAGUCUGACACAACCACCUGCCAACCCACUACGUUUAAUAUUAUUUUAUGCGCUUAACCAUUUCCUCAUUCCUGUUUUUGAACAAUGUGUAUCUGUGGUCUCAAAACUUCUACACUUUUUAAUGUGAAGAUUAUGUUAACGUGAGGUAUUAAAGGAGAUAAAUCUUAUAAUUAGAAUCGUUUGAAGAAUCCAUGCUGUAAAUACAUUACAGUUACGUUUGCACUUAAAUUCAAUGACAUUCUAAGGCUUUGGGAUUAGAAUUGAUAUCAGCAGUGAAGGACCUCUGGACUGUAGUUUAAUGCCACGCCUCUGCCCACCUCUGUCUUCGCCUCACAUGGGAUUUGUAAUAUUGCUUGGGGCCUAUUCAAGUUAAUAAAUGUUGGAUAUGAAUUGUUAAAACAAGUACAAAAUACAUUUUCCUAUUUACCAUCUGUAUUUUUCUAAAAACCCUAUGUAUGGGGCAAGUACCAUUGUACAUCUAAAAACGUUCCGUUAAAAAUGCAAGACCACGGCUUGGCUAUAUUUGUUUUGGUCAGUGGUUUUCCUGUUUUGUUGCAAAGCUCUUCCUAGGAAAGGUCAUGUUGAGGUUAGUUUAAGAAAACAAAAAGUAUACAGUGACCAGAGGUUUGGAGCCAAAUAGAAAGAGUGUGUUUAUAGUGCAAUGGUGUCUGUGAUUAUGAAGGCUUUUACAGUACAUUUCCCUGUAUGCCUUAUUAUAUCAAUUACUCCCGUGAGCAGUUUGCUAUGAGCUGGCCUGUUAUUAUAAACCUUAUAUUUUGUGAAGUUUUUAUAAGUGAUACUGGAAAUCUAACCGAGCCACAUCAACUGACCUCAUUAUUCCUUUUUAUGUUGGAAAAUGAUUUUGUUAUUUUGCUUCUUCUUGGAAUGUUCCGUCAUCUUCCUCGCCCACGAGACGUGAGUGUUGACAGGGACCACUUUAUUUUAAAACAAAAUAAAACCUUGGGAUAACACCCAGCAACACCUUCUAUGGGCCAUGUCCCAAAUGUCCCAUUCUGGAUCAUUCCACCAGUCCAGGUUCAUCUGAUGCUGUCUCUCUUACCCUCUGACCACACUAGCCAGCGCAACACCUUUAUGUUGUUGUUUUUUAAUCUUUCACAUAGACAAGGACAUCGGAACAUCUAAAUGGGUUCUAAUACAGUCUACAAUUUAUAUAUGUGCAAAGACGCAACAUGGAAAAGACUGCUGUUUGUGGUUUGAAACUAAAUUCAGUGACCUCAAUAAUUAAUCUUAAUUCAUGAUAGAUGACAACAUGUGUUCUAGAUCAUAACAACCAUUAUCAUAAACAAGUUGCGUUUCAGUCAUUGGUAAAUAAGGGAAUUAUAAACUUGGCAUAAUGAUACAUCAUGCCAAGCUAUUAGUUGGACUCGCACAGAAUCAGAACUUCCAGAACCAUUGCUGAAUGUCAAGUUUAUACCAAUGAAUUACUUAAGUAUUUGUAAACCGUUUUGUAGAAUGUAAACAGACACAUUUGUACAACUGUUUCCUCUAAUCUUUGAUAUAUACUUGUGAUUUUGUGUAAAUGCUGUCCUGAAUGAAGUAGCCAAUGCAACACUGUUACUUAAUUACAGUUGUUAUUUGUAUUAUUUGCGUAAAUGAGUAUCCCUUAACACUUCCCUUGUUUUUCUUACUUUUGUUAUUUGUUUUAUACAAUGAACUUCUUUGAUGAGUUUUUGUUUUAUGCAUAUGUGCCAAUAAAUGAAAUUGGUGAUGACAUU
Molecule: messenger RNA, 5400 nt
Organism: Gadus morhua (Atlantic cod)
Lineage: Eukaryota; Metazoa; Chordata; Actinopteri; Gadiformes; Gadidae
Gene: pskh1
Product: protein serine kinase H1
Exons: 4
Coding region: 1022-2314 (430 amino acids)
Biological process (GO): protein phosphorylation
Molecular function (GO): ATP binding; protein kinase activity
Source: RefSeq, a predicted model, not a curated record